Molecule: messenger RNA, 1875 nt
Organism: Anastrepha obliqua
Lineage: Eukaryota; Metazoa; Arthropoda; Insecta; Diptera; Tephritidae
Product: vanin-like protein 1
Exons: 4
Coding region: 135-1868 (577 amino acids)
Molecular function (GO): hydrolase activity, acting on carbon-nitrogen (but not peptide) bonds, in linear amides
Source: RefSeq, a predicted model, not a curated record
UGCACGCUUUGGAAAGCAUUUAAAGCAGUUCGCAAAUCUGCAGAUUAAAUGCUCUAAACGCUUUUUGUCGACAUAGUAGUGGAGAAACAAUUAGAAUAUAAGCCUACUAAAAAUAACUACCCGAAAUUCUCAAAAUGCUCCAGAGUGUUUUUAAGCAAACAGCAACGUUGAACUUAUUCUUCGUGUGCACCUUUCUCCUUCUAUAUCCUACAAAUCAACGCCCUCUUACUGUAUCAGCUGCUGUCGUUGCUGCUUCUAUUGCCACUGCCAACAACUCUUCGUAUUAUACCGCCGGCGUAGUGGAGUUCCGUCCUGCCAGAAAUGCCGUCAACUCAUUGGAAGACAAUCUUGCUGGUUAUGUGGAGAUAAUCAGCUCGUCAGCCGCUGAUCCCACUGAUAUCAUCGUGUUUCCGGAGAGCACUUUGAAUAGCGCAACCACGUCAACAUUUGUACCCGAUCCUGAUAGUGCAGUCGACACAAUCCCAUGCCUACUGGGCAAUACUAGCGUUUAUUCAGAUUUUCUGGUACAACUCUCUUGCAGUGCACGUCAGGCGCGCAAAUAUGUGGUUGUCAAUUUGACAGAGCGCGAAAAUUGCACCACUUCACAGCAGGAUCCGCGUCCGUGUGCUAGCAGCGGUUUGAAUACUUUCAAUACAAAUGUGGUGUUCGAUCGUGAGGGGCGUGUGAUUUCGCGCUAUCGUAAAUGGAAUUUGUAUGGUGAGCCGAAAAAUACAACGUACAACUUAGAGUUGGGCAUUUUCGAGACGGAUUUCGGUGUACGCUUUGGACAUUUUAUUUGCUUCGAUAUACUGUUUUAUAAACCGACGCAGUCGUUAGUUGAUUUGGGCAUAAGGGAUUUCAUCUAUCCUACAAUGUGGUUUUCGCAGUUGCCCUUCUUGACGGGCGUCCAAUUCCAACAGUCGUGGUCCUACAUAAAUGACGUGAACUUUCUUGCCGCCGGCGCUAGUCUACCAGCCAUUGGUAGCACAGGUUCGGGCAUUUAUGCUGGUCGCAAAGGUCCAUUGGUCUCCGUAAUGAAUACCGGUGACGGCGAGCGUCAUCUGUAUGUGGCGCAAGUGCCUAAACUAAGUGAAAAUCCGCAAAGGGCGCAGGCCAUAAAUGAACAACGGACAAUAACACCAGCACCACGGCUAACGCAUUUAAAUCAGUCUGAUAUUUUGUUGAAACGCGAUUACUUGGAUCAGUACGAGAGUGUGUUAGUCGAUCUGACGAAUGCGACUGGACGUUUGGUGACCGACGUCUGUUACAAGGAGUUCUGUUGCCACUUUGAGCUGCAGUGGCAACAAUUGAGCAGCACAGUUGGCCAAUACUAUAACUACCGUUUGGGUGCCUAUGAGGGCAUGCGCGAUGAACCGGGCGCGGAAGGUACGAAUGCGUUACGCAAUUGCGCCAUUUUCACAUGCACCGGUACAAAUAUAGCAGACUGCGGUAAACUUUUUGAGGCUAAUGUGACGCAACAGCCGCAGGUCGCUUUCGAACGCAUAGUAAUCGAGGGUGACUUCGAGAUGGGCUAUCCAGCGCUGUUGAUGCCAAAUAGUUUACGCGAUGAUCUACUGCCAUUGGAUAUGGAUGAAUUUGAGUGGGGGGAAUCGGACAACGCUGAUGGCUCGCGUCAUGUACGUUACACUUUGAAUACCACAACGUCUAAUCUCUUGGCUUUCGCGAUCUAUGGUAACUUUUAUGAUGGGACAGGUUUUAUCGAACAGUCAACCUCCAGCAGCCAAGCGACAACGGUGGACCCGACAACGACCACUGAUCCAAAUGCAGGCGGAGGUGUUGGUGCUUUGCUACAGUCAAAUCUAUUGAUGUGGCUUGUAGUUGGCUUACUCAGUGUAGUUUUUAAGUAGAAUAAUU